Fundulus heteroclitus (mummichog) is the source of this 4519-nucleotide messenger RNA. RefSeq names its product WD repeat domain 31 (gene wdr31). Bases 293 to 1369 code for a protein of 358 amino acids. NCBI's taxonomy places the organism in Eukaryota, Metazoa, Chordata, Actinopteri, Cyprinodontiformes, Fundulidae. The transcript has 10 exons. The record is from RefSeq and is a predicted model, not a curated record. Gene Ontology annotation, molecular function: protein binding.
AUACGGGAAAGCGUCUGCUUGCGGUCUCUACGGAGGAAAGGAUGGAUGUGUAGAAGUCCAAGGAACGUUUCUGUGCGCUUUUUUUUACGCAGUUGGGACGUCAAACUAUCAUGGCAGUCUGUGGGGAAAGCGUCGCUGUCGUCCCAGCAACAACUUUAUUAACUUUUAAUAUGUCCAACUUUACGUUUUAGCCGCACCGCUGAUCUUUCUUAGCAUGGACAGCAAGGAUUAGUUAGCCUCGGCAUCACCCGGCAGCGACCACACUCCCCCGGUGACAGGUUUGUGAGCCGACAUGGGCAAGCUGCAGAGCAAGUUUCGCAAGAGGUCUGAUGUGUACCGCGCAUCUGAAGGGGAGAAGGCUGAGAACUCCUAUGACAGCCAGGUGUUACAGUAUGAACCUGCCCACCAAGGAUCCAUCAACGCUGUGACUAAUCUCAGCCCAGACCUGUGUGUGUCUGGUGGCAGUGACCAGGCCGUCGUGGUGUACGACUGGAAAGAAGGCCGGAUGUGUCAGUCCUUCCAGGGCCACAACAGAGAGGUUACCAAGGUGCUUUGUUAUCCCGGCAGUACAUGGAUCUUCAGUGCCUCGCGGGACAAGACCGUCCUCAUGUGGGACCUGGACCAGGGGGACGAACCGAUUCAGGAGUUUUGUGGACAUGAGCUGGUUGUCAACGGAAUAGCCAUCAGCCCCGAUGGGAGGAAGCUUUGCACCGGCUCUCGGGACAACUGGAUGUGCCUGUGGGAUAUAGAGUCUGCUAAAUGUGAAAACAGACACAACAUCUCGAGAAACCUGGUGACUCAUGUAUGUUGGGUGCCAGCUAGCUUUUCUGUAGUCCAAACCUCAGAAGAUAAAACUAUAAGGGUGUGGGACAGCCGUUCGUGGCAGGUGACCAACACUUUUCCAGCUAAGCAGUAUAUACAGACGUACUGUGACGUCUCUCCAAACGGUCACUACUUGGUGUCCAGCAGCAACGGCCACGGAGGCCAGGGCUGUGAAGCCACGCUCUGGGACUUGCGUCAGCCUGGCUGUAAAGUUGUGGAGUACAGAGGUCACCUGCAGACCACGGCCUGCUGCCAGUUUCUGCCCGUGUCUCCCGGUGGCUCGGCUCAGAUAGCGACAUCCUCUCACGACAGCUCGGUGAAAAUCUGGGAUCAGAACACUGCAGUCUGUCUCGGCACGCUGUCCCUGGAUGGUGCCGGCCCGCUGCUUUCCGUGGCUCCCACUGAUUCCAGCGGUUUGCUGUGUGCCAGCUUCAACUCCGGCCUCCAGCAUAUCCAGGUGGAGCAGAGGUCCCCCCAGGCUCACGGUUCCGGCGCUGGUUCGGGUGGUGCCGGAAGCCUGGAUAUGAGGGUUGUGGCACGUUUCUGACGGCACCGAAAGCACCCGAUGCGACUUUUAAAUCUGACAUAUAGACAUCGAGGCAUUCAGCGAGCUCCAACCACAAGAUGUCUAUUUAUCCAAACCUUUUUUAGGUCAUAAUUUUACACACGUUUUUGCCAGCAUCUUUGCUUUACCAACCUGCCAUACUGAGAGAAUGCCAGAAGAGGGAGUUGGUGAGCCAGGUGAGCCAGGUGAUGCGUGAAGGUUGUCCUUUAAAGCCACAGUGCCUUGCUAAAGUGAUCAUACGCCUUAAACUCUUUCACAUUUUGUCACUUGUCAGCCAGCGACUUGACAGUUCAGUGUGGUUUUUUUUGGAUUUUAUUUGAUAAAGCAACACGAGGUAGUGCAUAGUUGUCACGUGGACGCAAGACUUUACAGGAUUCUCAACAUUGUUUUCCAAAUUAAAAUCUGAAAAGUGUGGGAAGCACACUCCCCCUCCUCCCCCGGGGUCAAUGCUCUGUUUAAGCCCCUUUCGUUGUCUGUUGCUGCCAGCUUCACUCAUGUAGAAAUUAACAUUUUUACUCUUUUGCUAAAUAUGGAGCUCAAUCUGAGAUCACAUGCAGAGCGCCUGUGAAUAUAAACUUCCAAGUCUUGUGACAGAUUAGAUUCAGUUAGAUUUAGGCUAAGGCCCUUCUAACGAAUUCGCGUUGAUCUACUAUGCUCCAUGGUAGCGCUGGCUGUAUGUGGAGCGCAGUUAUCCUGCUGGAAGGUGAACCUCGUCACUGAAGUUUUUCAGCCUCUCGUUGUUUCUCUUCCAGAGCUCCAUCCAUCCUCCCAUCAGCUCUGACCAGCUUCCCUCUCCCUGCAGAAGAAAAGCUGUCCCUCAGCAUUAUGGUGCCACCGCCAUGUUUAAACUUGAGCGUGGGGUGUUGAGGGGUGCUACUUUGCUGCCAUGCAUAGUGUUUUGGUUGGAGGCCAGUUCAUUUCUAUGUGAUCAUUUCUGACCAGAACACCUUCUUCCACGUGUUGUCUGUGCCUCCGACAUGGUUCGUGAGAAACCGCCUGAAGUUGGGAUCUCUUCUGGCUAUUUUCCCCCCAACAAUUCAGCAAUCUUGUGGCUCAAAAGUCCAGAUUUGUGAAAUUUCUAUAGUCAUUGAUGUCCUGCCAACAAAUGAUCCCAUCUAAGCUGUAAAUCUCUGCAGCUCCUCCUGAGUUGCCCAGUCUGGUAGAUUUGGGCAGCGGCCAUGUCUUGGUAGGGUUCCAGUUUAGAUGAUGGACUAAACAUUGGUCUGUGAUGUUCAGAGCUUGACAUAUUGUCUUAUCAACCUUUCUACAGCUUUAUCCCUGACCUGCUGUGUUCCUUAGCCUUUACAGAACACACGUAUUUAUGCUGAGUUCACAUUAAAUUACCCACAGAUGGACCCUUUUUGUUAUUUUGGUACGUUUUAACGGCAGUUGGUUUUACAAGGAUUUAAUAUUUGCGGUAUUGGAAUAGACAGAACAUCAACUUUUUAGAUCGUGUUUGUAAAAAGAUUCAAAUAACCAUGCAUUCUGUUCCUUCCUGUUUAGCAGUGUGCGCUUGCGUUAUGUUGGUCUAUCACAUAAAAUCCUCAUAAAAUACAUUGAAGUCUGUGGUUGUAAUACGACACAGUGUGAGAAAAGUUCCAGAGGUGUGACCACUUUAGCAAGGACCUGUACUGACGUGGUCUGUAAGUAUCAUGAGUCAUGCCUGAUUAAUUUGACCUCAUAUUAUGGUAGCUGGAAUUAAUUCCUCUAUAUUUAGCGACGUGGAUCAUGAAAAGCCAAAGAAAAGCCUCCAAUUCAAUUAAUGUCCUUUUUUUUGAUUGUUUUAGUUUGAUAAACUACAUGUUGCCUCGACUUGGACACAAAAACCAGACUAGUGUUGAAAAUCUGGAAACAGUAUCAGAAAUAAUACUUUUGUUGAGGUGUGGAUUUUUAGAGCCAUGGCAAAGCUUUGAACUGCUGUAAUCUACUGGACUGUCUUCUUUAGGCUGACUCUAAAUGGACUCGUAGGACCAUAGGUUUAGUCAAAGCACGCUCUCAUCCAUUCUGGUGCCGGUCCGAUUCUCAGAACAUGACGAUUUGAUGAAUUCACAAAGUUAGUUCUGUUUGUCUGACCGCACCUGUAAAAGUUUCUCUUACAUGAGACUGAGCAAGAGCUUAAUUAAGGGUAAUUACCUUUUUUAUUAUUUAAGAGGAAAAAAAUAGUUUUAUUUUGUUUGCACUGUUGUUUUUUUUUGUUGAAACUAAAGAAUAUUGAAACGCCAGCUUGUAUGAACUUAUUUUUUGUUCUUGCAUAGAAAAGGUUUUCCUGUUGAUGCAGAUUCUUAUAUUUUGACCUUAAGAUGCUGAUAGCUUUGUUUUUAAACAGAACUUUUGAUUUUUUUAAAGCAACUAUGCAAAAACAAGUUAUUGACUUUUUUUGAUGAACUAAACAUGAAUCAGAGUACAAUGUGCAACUGUAACAUUUCCAGCGUUGUGCAGUCUUUCAGUACGAGGUUCUCUGCCAACUACUUAAUGUAGUUAUCCAUUCUAAAUAAAUCCACUAAGUUAAGGCAAUACGUUUUAAUAUUAUUGAAAAGUUAAUUUAUUUCAGCAAACAACACAGACUGAUGAUGUUUUAAAGCCUUUUUCCGUUAAUUAUUUUAAAAUUAGAAUAUUGUGUCAGACCAAUAAAAAAGCAAAAAUCUUCAUGUAGAAAUGGAGCCUUAAUGAAAAGAAUGUUUAAAAUCGGCUUAACGUUGUUUUAUUUAUCAAAGGUACUUUUAAUUUGAGCAACGAGCCUCUUAGAAGUCCAUAUUCUAAUUUCUUGAAUUACUUUACGUUAACUAAAGCUGCUCUCAUGGUGGAGCUGCAGCCCUGAUCCAACCACUGAAGCCCAGACGUGUUGCACCAAGAUAAGCAGGCAGAAAAACCAGUGAAGCAGAAAGAGAACUCACCGUGGUUUUAUCCUAAGCUGCGUCGAUCACAGAGAUUUCCAGUUUCUCUGACCGAUUAGUACUCAGGAAUUUAGGGAAUGCCAACAACCACAUCGCUGAUUUUGGUGAUAGUUUGCUUACCUGUCAGUUUAAGCAUCACAUAUCGAUUUCAUGUUUGUUCUGAUUCUUGAAUCACUCGCUCACCUUGUGUUUGAUACUUGCUGAUGAAUAAAUAAAUUUAUUUAUUUUUCAAAAUGUA